This is a messenger RNA of Triticum turgidum subsp. durum (durum wheat), 1428 nucleotides long. Lineage: Eukaryota; Viridiplantae; Streptophyta; Magnoliopsida; Poales; Poaceae. The record is from the annotation of a GenBank genome assembly.
AUGGACGCAGCCAGCGACGGCAUGCGCUUGCCCUACGACGUGCUCCUCGACAUCCUCCGCCGCCUGCCAGGGCGCGACGUUUGUGCAUCCCAGUGCGUGUGCCGCGCGUGGCGCGACAUCAUCAACGAUGAUCAUUGGCUCUCCCUUGAGCGCUACUUCCCUCGGCGCGCCUUUCCCGGACUCUUCGUCAACAAGACUGGGUGCCGCUCCGAUACGUCCUUCUUCGCACCGCCGGCCACCCGCGGCGCGUCUGGCUUCCGGGGACCCGUCUACCCGCACCGGGCGAUAGUAUUCCAGUCCUGCAACGGCCUCCUCUUCCUCGAGGAGUGGGACUAUUAUGUGCUCAACCCGGCGACGGCACGGUAUGCCCGUUUGCCGCGGCCGUCGAAGCCGUGGUGCAGCUAUGGCGUAUCCUUGGCUUUCGACCCUGCCGUGUCGCUGCACUACCAUGUUUUCCUCUUUCCGAAGGGUGGUCUGCUCAAGGAGCCAUUAAUGGCCACUAGCACGCAAGGUCAGGUUCCGCCAUUCGGGGAAGCACACGCGGAGGAGUUCGAGGAGCCCAAGAAAAAUGUGUUAUCAAUGUUAAUGUACUCGUCAUGCACAGGGCGGUGGGAGGACCGAGAGUUCAUGCCUGGACUUUGUGCGCCGGGGCACCUCUACGACAUAGUUGACAGAACACCUGAGAGGUACGAGGGUCCAUUUCAUUCAUCUAAUUACUGGCGUGGGUCUCUCUACAUACAUUGCCACAACAGCGUCCUUGUGAUUCUACGCCCCUCAAAGGAAACUUAUGAUAUGCUCCAGCUUCCCGGAGAACCCUGCGGUCCAAAAAGCUUGUACUCGCUUCCCGGAAAUUCGGUCUUAGCAAGCUAUGAGAGAGGGGUACAUUAUGUGGUGACUAACAAUUCAGAGCUUCGAGUAUGGAUGCUAACCGAAUUGACCAAUGGACAACUAGGUUGGGCAUUGGCACACGACGCCGGCCUCAACCUACAUGGCCAUAUGAUUCGUACUCUUAAAAUACAAUCCAAUAUGAUAUGGAGGAUUGUUGGAAGCAAUGGUGGACCAGUCAGCCUGUCCGACGAUGAUGCAGAGGACGAUUGGGCCACACCACAUGACUCUGAAUAUCCAUGGGACUCAGAUGAGGACAACUUCAUCGACAUGGUUGGGGGCGCCGACCAUCAUGAGUCGGUAGAACAGGAUGCCUACUGCACUAUCAUGGGAUUCCAUCCACACAAGAAUGCACUCAUCCUCGAUCUUAACGGUGCGGUGGUAGUGUACCAUCUCGACACGUCGAGGAUGCAGUAUCUAGGAGACGCGGACGAGCUUGAUAAAGACAAUUCGCAAGCAGCUUGUUGUGUCGAGGAUUCGUUCAUUUACCGCCCUUGCUAUAAGGACAUGCUGCCAACAGGGAAAUUACCCAUGCCACCUUAA